Plasmodium yoelii is the source of this 2157-nucleotide messenger RNA. RefSeq names its product signal recognition particle subunit SRP68, putative. Lineage: Eukaryota; Apicomplexa; Aconoidasida; Haemosporida; Plasmodiidae. The coding region runs from base 1 to 2157 and encodes 718 amino acids. Gene Ontology annotation, cellular component: signal recognition particle, endoplasmic reticulum targeting. Gene Ontology annotation, molecular function: endoplasmic reticulum signal sequence receptor activity; signal recognition particle binding; 7S RNA binding. The transcript has a single exon. The record is from RefSeq and is a predicted model, not a curated record. Gene Ontology annotation, biological process: SRP-dependent cotranslational protein targeting to membrane.
AUGGAGGACAGAACUUUGAGUCAACAAGCAGAGUUGGAAACGGCUAGCCAAGUAGAAUCUAAAACGGCUGGCCAAGUAGAAUGUAAAACUCAUGUCGCAGAGCAUCUAACAGUUGAAAAUUUUCCAGAAAACGUUCCAGAAAACGUUCCAGAAAAAUGUGGAGAAAAGAUAGUUGAAAAAAUGACGCUUGGAGAAUCAAAUACAGGAUCAAUAAUUCCAGAGAAAAAAAUAAAUUUUGAUAUAUUUUGUUAUUUAAUUGGAAUAUAUAAAAAACAUGGUUUAUAUUAUGAUGAAAUGGAUCGAUUUUUAGGAUAUGUUAACAGAAGGCGAAUGAAACUUAGAAGAAGUGUUUUAAAUAAAGUUAAAAAGGUUGGAAAUAAAUACACAUCAAAAAUAUAUAAUCCAGAUGUAAUAAAUGAUAAAUACUUUGAAUUAUUACUUUUAGAUGUUGAAAUAUGUAGAGUUAGAUAUAUAAAAAUAAAAACAGAUGUAAAUAAUUUAAAGGCACCAUAUAGAUCUAAACAUUGUUAUUUAAGACGAUUAAAAAAAGGACUAAAAAAAAUAAAAUUUUUGAUUAAUUCUGUAAGUAAAGCAAUUGAUAAAAAUACUGAACUACAAAUAAAAUGUUAUCAUGCUUAUACUGAAAUUGCAUAUCUUUUAGAAAUAAAAAAAUAUGAAGAAUGUAUAUCUAAAAUUGUCGAAUUUUCAAAAUUUGUUAAAUUAAUAAAAAGAAUUACUGUAAAUAAUACAAGUAUAGAAUAUGAUAAAAAAAAUGAAGAAGAAAAUAUAAUAAAUUUAAGUGAAAAUAUUAUAGUGGAAAAAAGUAAAAUAUUUUUAGAGAACGAAAAAAGAAUCAAUGAAAUUUAUGAAUACUUUUUAUCGAUUGUAAAUUCAUAUGAACGUAUAUGCUUAUAUAAUAUUAAAAAAGAUAAUGUAAAAAAAAAUAAUGAAAAAUUGCAAGAAGAAGAUUUCGAAGAAACAAAAGAUAAAAUAACAGAAAUAGAAACAUAUCAAAAUGAUGAAAAAGAAAGAUUACAAAUAGAUUGUAUAGAUAAUAUUAUUAUUAUUAAAAUAAAAAAUAAAACAUAUAAAUUGAUAAAUGAUGGAGCAAAUGGUGGAGAAAAUGAUAGCAUAUUAAAAAUAAAAAACAUUUUAGACAAUGAUAUAAAAACAGUGAUAGAAUAUGAUGAAAUAAUAAAAUUAAAUAAAAUUUUUAAUUUAAAUGAAGAAAUAAAAAAUAACAAUUUUAUACUUAUCAAAUUUUUAGAUAAUUAUGAAUUAUCUUUUUUAAUAAAUAAAUAUGGAAAUUUAUUUUCAAUAUAUAAUAAUUGUUUAUCAAUAGUUCAUGAAGAAUUAGUUAAAUCAACACAUGGAAAUUUAAAUAAAAAUAAAAAUAAUUCUAAUAAUGAUAAUAUUCUUAUGGAAAAAAUUUGGAAUAAUUUAGAAAAUUAUUUAUUAUGUGAAAAAUUAUAUGUAGAUACAGAAAGGAUAAUUAUAAUUCUAAUGAAAAAUUUAUAUAAUGUAUUAAAUAUGAAUAAUAAUUUAAAAGGGUUUAAUUUUUUUAAUAAAAAAACAUUAGAUGAUAUUGUAGAUAAAAUGCCAUUAUUACAUUCUGCAUAUAGAUAUGCAGAUAUGCUUAAACAAAAUAUUGAAGAAUUAAAAAAUAUUGAAAAUAUAGAUAUUUUUAUUAAUAUGUUACAAAUUAUUAAAAAUGUAAAAUCUUUUUCAUUAGCUUGUUAUUAUGCUUUAAAAGAAAAAAAUGCAGAAGCAUAUGCAUUAUUUGAUUUAAUUAAAUCUAGAAAUUAUAUUUAUAUAAAUAUUGAUAAUUCUGAACAUUAUAAUAAUAAAUCUUUGGUACGUGUUUCGAUUCUAUUUAACAGAUUACAAGAUAUUUUAUCGAUUCUUAAUAAUCAUUUUUAUUUUAAACACUUAGCAAUAUUUGCAUUACAAAUAAAAACGAAAUCUAUUAUCAAAGAUAAAACUUUAUUUAAUAUAGAUCAUACAUUGUUUCAACGAAAAAUGAAACAAAUAUAUUUAAACCCUAUCCAUAUUGAUAUGACACAAAUAUUCCUUGAACCUUCUUUAUUAGCCAAAAACAUUCAACAAGAAAAAAAAACAUCUGGAUUGAGGGGGCUUAUACAAUCAUUUUGGAAAUAA